GCCCUUUUCCCAGUGGUGGUAUAUUAACAGUCCCACGUGGACACCAGGAGGAUCACAAGUGCAGCCUGUGAGUUAUUGCGUCCUGUCAACAAGCAACACACCCCUGAGCCCAGCAAGGCCAAAUUGUUAAUACUCAUUUUUGCAGAGAAGGAAACUGAGGCAGGGUCUGCUGGGGUCAGCCUCAAUCCCACCGUCGGUAAAAUGCCUGCCCCACAGCGUGUUGGGACGAUCAAGUGAGAGGGAAGGCCGAAGGCUGUAUGUUGGGAAGGGCAGCGUGGGUCUGAGGACGGUCCUUCCAGAGGGACAUGGGUCUCUGCAGUCCAGCAGGAAGGAAGCUGCCCAGGCCAGGUGCACGGGGACAGGAUUUACCUGUGGCCUAAGCACGUGGGCAGGUAAAUGGGGUGCAGGGAAGGGGCCCCCACCCUGAGCCGCUCUCUCCACAGGGAUGCCCAUGGCGUGUACCAGCUAGCCACACUGCUGAUGGAGCUGGACACAGAGGACGAGGCCUCACGUCUCCUGGCAGCGGACGCCCUGUACCGUCUGGGCCGCCUGGAUGAUGCCCACAAGACCCUGCUGGUGGCCCUCUCCCGGAGGCCCCAGGCAGCCCCUGUGCUGGUGCGGCUGGCCCUGCUGCAGCUGCGGAGAGGCUUCUUCUAUGAUGCCAACCAGCUGGUGAAGAAGGCGAUCCAGUCGGGGGACAUGGCCUGCCUCCAGCCCACCCUGGACGUCUUCCACCAUGAGGACCGGCAGCUGCUGUGGCGUCACUGCCAUGCACGGGCCCUGGCCAUCCUGCGGGCGCGGCCGGCCGGGGCCGACAGCAGAACCCACACCAGGGAGGCCAUCGCCUACCUCUCUCUGGCCAUCUUUGCAGCAGGGAGCCAGGCCAGCGAGUCCCUCCUCACCCGAGCCCGCUGUUAUGCAUUCCUGGGCCAGAAGAAGACGGCCAUGUUUGACUUCAACUCAGUGCUGCGGGGCGAGCCGGGCAACGUGCAGGCACUAUGUGGACGGGCACUCGUGCACCUGGCCCUGGACCAGCUACAG
Molecule: messenger RNA, 1041 nt
Organism: Galeopterus variegatus (Sunda flying lemur)
Lineage: Eukaryota; Metazoa; Chordata; Mammalia; Dermoptera; Cynocephalidae
Product: tetratricopeptide repeat protein 34-like
Exons: 3
Molecular function (GO): protein binding
Source: RefSeq, a predicted model, not a curated record